Molecule: messenger RNA, 631 nt
Organism: Anopheles stephensi (Asian malaria mosquito)
Lineage: Eukaryota; Metazoa; Arthropoda; Insecta; Diptera; Culicidae
Gene: mRpS18C
Product: 28S ribosomal protein S18c, mitochondrial
Exons: 2
Coding region: 122-559 (145 amino acids)
Biological process (GO): mitochondrial translation
Cellular component (GO): ribosome; mitochondrial small ribosomal subunit
Molecular function (GO): structural constituent of ribosome; small ribosomal subunit rRNA binding
Source: RefSeq, a predicted model, not a curated record
UGUGGUAGUUUGACAGCAUGAACGUCAAACGAAAACAGCGCUUCACGGCGAAUCGCCAGCGAAGAGCAAUAUUUUCAUAAUAUACGAGCCGGAAUUAAACUACCUUUACAUAGCUGCAAACAUGCUGUCCAGCAUACGAACUAGAUUUUCCGUCGCUAGAGUUAUCUUAGGUUACAUAAACAAAGAUGCUUUUGCUCCAGCGGCCAUCUGCUUACCGCAUCCACGAAACUACACCACCACCAUCGAUAGCAAUGCACCGAUCGAGCUAAAGGAAAACCCGUUCGCGAAGGAAAAGAUACAGUGCGUGCUGUGCAAGCACGGUAUCAAUCCCGACUACAAAAACGUGCAGCUGCUGUCACAGUUCCAGAGCCCGUACACGGGCCGCGUGUACGGACGGCACAUUACCGGUCUGUGCCAAAACCGGCACGAGCAGGUCGAGCGGGAAAUUAUUAAAGCACAGAAUGCGGGUUUGAUGCCGACGUAUCAUAAGGCGGUCGAGUUCCUGAACGACCCGAAACUGUUCGACCCGGAGAAAGCUAUUCGCCCGCACAAAUAUUAAGCAUUGCACACACACAUCCGUAAGGUAGGAUCUUUAAUAAACAAUCUAUGUUAAACUAGUUAACCUAUCUCA